AAUUUCUCAAUCCAAACCAGAAAAACUGGUGAAUCUCGUGAUUUCUCGGAGAAGACAACGAAAGUUUGUACAGUGGAAUUUGAACGCUUUGCUUGUAAUUAUGUUGACACCUGUCAGUACUUACAUGUGGAACGCAAACAGAAAUAUGUCAUCCUAAAAGGAUUUCUAGACGCUCUUGUCAACUGGGUGUAAGACUCUAACUUCAAUACUAGCGAUUUAAGAUAUUGUACCAUUUGUCUUCCCAUGCCUGAUCUAAUAUUUACGAAUAUUGGUUCCGAUUUCUUAUCCCAGUUAAGUCCAAUUAAGAAGGAAUGAAUUUUUUCUACAUUGUGUUCAUUUUUCAUUACAGUUUUUGCUUUUUGGUCACAAGUAAAAUUACAGGUAGCUACGUAUAAAGCGAAGUACAACGUCUUUAGGUCUUCAGUUCAUCAAGUAACCUUGAGGAAACAAAUCGCUUCUACAAAAUGUCGAAGCGAGCGAUGACCCUCGCGGUCAUCUUCGCCGUUUUGGCACUGGGAAUUAAAUGGAUGGAAGCGAAAGAACAGCGAAGAAAUCACCUAAAAAAGAUGACUUCGUCAACCCUGAACAAACCUACGGUGGAUUUCAAAAAGGAUUUUAAACGUUCGUUAGACUCAGAUGCCGAGGAAAACGAAAAUAAAGAGGAUGUUUCGAAAGAGGAUACUUCAGACGAGGAAAGCGAACAUAAAGAGAACGAUUCUACUGAAAACGAUUCAAAGAAAGACGAUUCCUCGAACUCAGUGGCACAGGAUGAUAAAGACCCUGAAAGCGACUCGAAAAGUGAAUCUGAAAUGGAAGAGGACGAACCUACUGAAGACGACUCAGAAGAGGAUUCGGAAGAUUCUCCGAGCUCAGAAACCGAAGAAGACGAAGAACCUACUGAAGACGACUCAGAAGAGGAUUCAGAAGAUUCUCCGAGCUCAGAAACCGAAGAAAACGAAGAACCUACUGAAGACGAUUCAGAAGAGGAAUCAGAAGAUUCUCCGAACUCAGAAACCGACGAAGACGAAGAACCUACUGAAGACGACUCAGAAGAGGAAUCAGAAGAUUCUCCGGGCUCAGAAACCGAAGAAGACGAAGAACCUACUGACGAAGAUUCUCAAGAAGAUUCAGACCAUUCUCGUAGCUCAGUAACAGACGAAGACAACAAUAACGGUGGGGAAUUUGACGAAGAAAGCAAACCCGUUGAUGGGAAUUCUAAAGAGGAAUCAGAAGAUUCUCCGAGCUCAGAAAGCGAUAAAGACGAACCUACAGUGAAACCCGAGAAGGUCCGGACAAAAAAGCUGUUUGGCUUGGUAAGAAAAGUGUUACACCAUUUUAAGAGAAAGUUGUUUCGGCGCCGAAGAAAAAGACAUCAUCGCCGAAGAAGAAGGCAUCAUCACCGAAGAAAGCAUCUCCACAGA
This is a messenger RNA of Dendronephthya gigantea, 1421 nucleotides long. RefSeq lists its product as uncharacterized. Bases 637 to 1152 code for a protein of 171 amino acids. The record is from RefSeq and is a predicted model, not a curated record. Lineage: Eukaryota; Metazoa; Cnidaria; Anthozoa; Malacalcyonacea; Nephtheidae. The transcript is spliced from 14 exons.